AUGAGAUUCGGACAGCAGCUCAAGCAGUCGCUCAACAAGGAGUGGAUCUUUUACUACAUCGAUUAUGAGGGCCUUAAGAACUCCCUGCGCGUCCACCACAUCUGGGACGAGAAGUCGGAGCAGAGUUUCGUCGAGCAGUUGGAGAAGGAGCUCGAGAAGGUCUACACGUUCCAGCGCGUCAAGGCCGAGGAAAUCAUCCGUCGCAUAGCAGCCUCGGAGAAGGAGGUUAACGAUGCCGUCGCGCGCUCCCAGCAGGCGCCCGAACAGGCCGAGAGUUUCGAGGAGGACUUUGAUCUGCUCGAAGAGGAUCUCAGCGACAUCAUCGCCGAUGUCCACGACCUGGCAAAGUUUACGCAGCUAAACUACACGGGCUUCCAGAAGAUUAUCAAGAAGCAUGACAAAAACACAAGCUGGUACCUCAAGCCCGUCUUCGCCGCCCGUCUCAAGCGCAAGCCCUUCUUCCAGGACAACUACGACUCGUACGUAGUGAAGCUCUCGCGACUCUACGAUAUCGUUCGCACGCGCGGUAACCCGGUCAAAGGAGAUGCAUCGGCAGGAGGAAAGCAACAGAACUUUGUGCGCCAAACCACAAAAUAUUGGGUACAUCCGGAUAACAUCCUUGAGUUGAAGCUCAUUGUCUUGAAGCACUUGCCUGUGCUCGUCUUCAACCCUAACAAGGAAUUCAACGAGGAGGACUCUGCCAUUACAUCCAUCUACUUUGACAACACCGAGACAUGGGAGCUAUACGAGGGCCGUUUGAAGAAAACCGAAGGAGCUGAGGCGAUCCGUCUGCGAUGGUAUGGAGGCAUGUCAAGCGACACCAUCUUUAUCGAGCGCAAGACACAUCGCGAGGACUGGACAGGUGAGGAGUCGGUCAAGGCACGCUUUAAGCUUAAGGAGAAGAAUGUCAACGCAUACCUCCGUGGUGAGCUCAGGCCCGAGCAGAUCUUUGAGAAGGAGCGCAGGGAACAGAAGAGGCCGGAGAAGGACAUUGCUUCUGACGAGCAGCUGGCACGAGAGAUUCAGUACCGCGUCCUCACCCGCAAACUCGAACCCGUCACUCGUUCCUUCUACCACCGCACCGCCUUCCAACUUCCCGGGGAUGCCCGCGUCCGUAUCUCACUCGAUACCGAGCUCACCAUGACCCGCGAGGAUAACCUGGAUGGCAAGAAGCGCUCUGGAGAUAACUGGCGUCGCACAGACAUUGGUGUAGACUGGCCAUUCAAGCAGCUACCCAAAGAGGACAAGGAACUCUUCCCUUAUGCUGUUCUUGAGGUCAAGCUUCAGACACAAGCUGGAGGAGAGCCACCGCAGUGGAUCCGUGACCUGACCUCGUCUCAUCUUGUCGAGGCUGUGCCCAAGUUUUCCAAGUACAUCCACGGUACCGCCACGCUUAACCCCAAGCGCAUCCACCUGAUCCCAUACUGGUACCCGCAGAUGGAUGUAGACAUCCGCAAGCCUGUCACUCACAAGUUCGGUAUUGAGCGCCCCGGCGCAAGCAACGACAUCAGCACCAGUGGUAACCUCGAUGAUGAUAGCGACGAUGACGAUGACGCUGUAGAACUGCCGCUCGAGAGGGAGGCCUUCGUUACGCACGAAAUCAUCCCCAAGCCCACACCCACUGACGUCGGCGACGGCGGCUUCUCCCUCGGCGUCCCAACAUGGAAGCAGCAAGGCGAAGUAAAGCGAUUCAAAGCACCAAAGGGCAAGCGCAUACACGUCCCCGUGCGCGUCGAACCAAAAGUCCAACUAGCAACCGAGCGCACCUUCCUCUCCUGGCUCGAAUUCUCCAUCCUCAUCGGCUCCAUCGCCGCCACUUUACUCAAUUUUGGCGAUAGCCUCGCUUUUGCCGCGGCCUGGGCUUUCACCGUCAUCGCGUGCAUUGCGCUGUGUUAUUCGGCUGGCUUGUACCUUUGGCGCGUUAAUAAGAUCAAGGAGAGGAGGGCGGUUACGUAUCAUGAUCGGUGGGGGCCGACGCUGCUUUGUGCGGGCUUGUUUUUUGCGGUUGCGAUGAGUUUUGGGUUUAGGGUUGCGGAGGGAGGUGGUGGUGAGGGGGGUUUGAAGGGGGAUAUGAAGGGGUAG
Pyrenophora tritici-repentis Pt-1C-BFP is the source of this 2082-nucleotide messenger RNA. The record is from RefSeq and is a predicted model, not a curated record. Lineage: Eukaryota; Fungi; Ascomycota; Dothideomycetes; Pleosporales; Pleosporaceae.